Molecule: messenger RNA, 486 nt
Organism: Leguminivora glycinivorella
Lineage: Eukaryota; Metazoa; Arthropoda; Insecta; Lepidoptera; Tortricidae
Product: eukaryotic translation initiation factor 3 subunit F-like
Exons: 3
Coding region: 105-419 (104 amino acids)
Source: RefSeq, a predicted model, not a curated record
UGGCUUCUUAAUCGUUGUAUUGGUUUGACCGUGGCUGAACGCUUAUAAAUUUGCCCUAAACAUAGAUAAACGCUAUUGUUUCGGAGAUAUUUAACGUGGGCAGAAUGAAGUUCGUGAUUAUCCUCGCCGUAGCCAUAUUUGCUUUUGCUGCUGUUCAGUCGGCGCCGGUCCCAGAUGACAAGCCCGUAGACGCCCCGCCAGCCCCGCCGGCGGCCGCGCCGGCGGCGCCCGAAGCCACGCAAGCCGCAGCGGAGACAACGACGGCUCCCGCGGUAAGCGCCGAUCCCAAUGGAAAGCCGAAGGAAGUUCAGCACCGCCGACGACGCAUCCUGCGAAAUAGGAGGAGCCCACGGGUAGCUGACAAGUACACGACACAAACUACUUCUAAAGAUCCCGUCCAAGUCGUUUACUAUGGGUGAACAGCUGAGCCCAACCAACCAACAAAAGUGUGUAAAAUAAUUUGAAAUAAAUGAAGUAAUAAAUAAA